GGCUGGAAUGGUGUUUUUUCUUCUUCCUCACAGCCAAGCUGAUUUCCAAACUCUGUAUAUCGUACUCGCGUUAUAUUGGAGUCUUGUGGUAAUACUUCGUACGACGAUGCUUGUGCCGACACCAUUAAGAUACCUUCCGAAUAUGAUGACUUGUUCGAAAAACAAUUAACCUUAUCCACUGCGUGUUCACUAGCAUCUCCCUUUAGGUUCUCCAGCUCGUUACGAAGCUAAUCGUAUAGCAUCAUAUCCGUGCUUGCCUAUCUGUCAAGCGACGUGCCGGACAACUGCCAGGUUGUGGGGUCAUGCACUAAUGGUCGAUGCAGCGGACAUGAUUGUCGGCUAUUCUUAUGCAGAUAUUGAUAUCCCCGAAGGCUUGCGUGCAGCAUUUCCUUUGACCUUAAGCAUCAAUCAACAAGAUGUCGACUCUCUUCUCGAGUAUUCGCGAAAGUUACUUCGGACUCAAAACACUUCUGAAAGACACGGCGGAGGACAGUGCGGAAUUGACCGCUCUACUGGACCGCAUCAACGCCAGUCCUGGAAUUCCUGUGUCAAAUCCCACGACCUCUUUUUGGUUGAAAAAUCCUCCAUUUCCGGAUCUUGUGGAUGCCCAGUCCAAAACAUUACCCAAGACCGUCUACAUUGUGAUAAUUGGAUCGGGAAUCACUGGUGCGAGUAUUGCACGCACGAUCUUGUCAGAAUGUGCUUCCAUGAACAUUAAGAAGCGUGUGGUGAUGCUUGAAGCGCGACAAGUAUGCAGUGGAGCAACGGGGAGAAAUGGUGGUCACAUCAAGUGCACGCCCUUUGAGUCCUACCAUGAAUCUAAGAAACAUUUUGGGGCUGAGCGAGCAAAAUUCCUUGUUAACUUUCAAAUGUCUCAUCUCCCGGUUCUGGUUGACCUGGCGAAGCAGGAAGGCUGGAAUUUGGCGGAAACUCGUGAGGUUGAGACUCUUGACGUCUUCUAUGAUGAGGAAAGGUUCACUGAGUGGAAGGAAAUGGUGGAAGAAUAUCGACGCGAAAUGCCAGAUGAAGCGAAAGGUGUUGAACUUUGGGAAAAGGAGAUUGCACGAGAGAAAUAUCAACUCGGUGAGCAUGCUUUCGGAGCGAUCACCUACCAAGCCGGUGCGAUAUGGCCCUACCGUCUUGUUACAUGCAUCCUGGAUUCCUUGCUCCGAAACUAUCCGUCUGAGUUUUCCCUCGAAACACACACUGCAGCUCAAAGUAUAAGUACAACCAGAAACCCUAACCAGCCUUUCAUUGUCCACACUUCGCGGGGUGAUAUCCUUGCUAGUCAUGUCAUUCAUGCGACUAAUGCACAUACUUCAAAUCUCGUACCUGGUCUUCGUGGUAAAAUCUUCCCAGUUCGUGGUACAAUGAGCGCUCAGAGACCUGGGAAAGACUUUCCGGAGUUGAAAGGUUCCAGAUCAUGGUGCUUCAUAAACAAGCAUGGAUACGAAUACAUCACCCAGCGCCCAGGGAAGGUUGACUCGAUUGAUAGCCAGGGAGGGGAAAUUAUGACGGGCGGCGCCAUGGUACAAUCAGGCAAGAAAGGCUUCUGUGAGUUUGGUAUAGCUAGUGAUGCUGAGACCAACUAUCUUGCUGGAUGUCACCUCAGUGGUGUUUUACCCAUGGCAUUUGGAUUCGAAAAUUGGGGUGAGGAUGCUCCAGGAGGAAGAGUGAAGAAUUUAUGGUCUGGUAGUUUAGGCCUGACGGCAGAUAUGAUGCCAUUCGUAGGAAAGCUGGAGCCAAGCUUGACUGGACGUGCUCUGCCAAAGGUUCCUCCUUCCAAAGACGCAAGCAAACUAUGACAAAUCCUGCUGAAUGGAUAUCAGCGGGGUAUAAUGGAGAGGGGAUGGUGAAUGCGUGGUUGUGUGGCGUGGCCCUCGGAUUGAUGGUUAUGGGUAGAGCAGAAAUCGAAGCGUCUAACAUAGCUGGGAGGCCAGAUGGGAAGCUCUAUGACUGGUUUCCCAAGGAAUACAUAUGCACGCAGGAGCGAGUCACUAAUGCUAGCGUGUAUCAGCUCUUGGAAACGAGGUAGAUCAGGG
Messenger RNA from Mollisia scopiformis, 2042 nucleotides. Its product is annotated as DAO-domain-containing protein. Lineage: Eukaryota; Fungi; Ascomycota; Leotiomycetes; Helotiales; Mollisiaceae. The record is from RefSeq and is a predicted model, not a curated record. The transcript is spliced from 2 exons. Bases 417 to 1805 code for a protein of 462 amino acids. Gene Ontology annotation, cellular component: cytoplasm. Gene Ontology annotation, molecular function: oxidoreductase activity.